UAUCUGUCAAAACUAUUGAGAAGUAAACAUACGUAGCCCUGAGUGUUUAUUAUUCUGGUUUGUUUGAAUUCCACCUGUGUUAAAAUUACUCGGUGUCAUGGAGAAAAUUAAUCUAAACUUAUCAACGCGACCGAAGCUGAGCAUCCUGGACAAACCCUUGAGUCGUGGCAAGGGCGAAGUGUCGCUCAGUUGCUAUGCACUGCUGUUUUCCGAAGUGAUCCAGUAUUCGCAGAGCCGCGUGAACACUAUCCCCGAUCUGCAGAACCGGCUCCACGAUUUAGGCAAAGACAUUGGAUGUCGAAUUAUUGAUCUGUACUUUGUUCGGGAACGAAGCUCCAAACGUGAAACCAAAUUGAUCAAUAUGCUGCUGUUUAUCAAAACAACGCUUUGGAAGACACUAUUCGGCAGGGAAGCGGACAAGCUGGAGCAUGCGACCGAUGAUGAGUGCACGUACUACAUCAUCGAGCGGGAACCACUGGUCAACAAAUUUAUCAGCGUGCCCAAAGAUAAGGGUUCACUGAAUUGCGCUGUCUUCGUUGCUGGCAUCAUCCAGGCGGUGCUGUCGAACUGUGGCUUUACAUGUCAAGUGUCGGCGCACUGGCACAAAGGCACCACGUACAUGGUGAAAUUCGAGGAUCACGUUAUCAGCCGAGACAAACAGCUAGAAGAGAAAUAAACAACCAAAGCUUCUCGUACCCGUGACUAAA
Toxorhynchites rutilus septentrionalis is the source of this 707-nucleotide messenger RNA. It is a transcript of the gene Trs31, whose product is annotated as trafficking protein particle complex subunit 5. The transcript has 4 exons. The coding region runs from base 98 to 676 and encodes 192 amino acids. The record is from RefSeq and is a predicted model, not a curated record. NCBI's taxonomy places the organism in Eukaryota, Metazoa, Arthropoda, Insecta, Diptera, Culicidae. Gene Ontology annotation, cellular component: TRAPPIII protein complex; TRAPPII protein complex; TRAPPI protein complex. Gene Ontology annotation, biological process: endoplasmic reticulum to Golgi vesicle-mediated transport.